CCACAGUUUACUGUAAAUAUUAAUAUGUUUUGUUAAAUAUCAUUCUAAUAUCUAUAUCAUAGACUAGCUUUAAGCCAUUUAAAUGGGAUCAGUGAUAUGUUAACAUAAUUUCGGUAUGGCGGGGACAAUUCGACAUCUGUCAAUGUACCACCAUGAGAACACUCCCACUGCAGCUACGUUAAUAAAUGAAAUCAACGUACAGCUGGCAUUAUUCCGUGAUUUGCUCAUCCACAUUGGCCAGCCCCAUGACUGUCCUGAACUUCGUGAACGUGUACGGAGGCUUCGGCGAACUUGCGUCGAAGCUACAAAACAGACUAGCCAACUAGUGCUUCCCACAUGUAAAAAGUCUGGCGGAGAAGUUAGUGCUGAGCAGCCUCAAUUGGUGCUAUUAUACUUCAUGUCGCAACUACUGCUUCGGGAACUUGCCAAGUGCCACAGACUGGUGCAAUUAGUGCCAAUGGAUAUGACAUCUUAUUAUGAGAAUCGUGCCGGUCCAUCAAACUUUGGCAAUGUGAUCAGCCAAAUAUUGCUGUGUAAGCAGAUUACGCCGGAUUUUAAUCAGGAGGAACUGUGCAGUAUCGCUAAAGACACACAAGAAAUCACCAGAAUAGUCAGUGAUAUUCAAGAAUACCUCCCACAGCAUGAAACGCUUAAUCACUUAGAAAGCAAUAUUGCGCUUAAAGGAGACGAAGUUAACGGCCUAUGGAGAAAUAAGCGAAGAGGAUCUCUAUACAAAGGUAUGGGAGUCCUUUGUUGCAUGUCGCGGCCGAACUACCUCUGAGGGUGUCAAGUAUCGCCUACAAGGCGGCCCAGCGUGCACCAAGAUUAUUUAAAGGAAAAUAGUCCAACGCAGAUAUUGGAAUUAGACGCAAAGUGUUCAUAAACUGUUUACAGUGCAUGUAUAAAACGGAAUGAGAACGUAGAGUAGAAAUGAAAGGGUCCAUUAAAUUGAUUAUUUACUUACGCUACAGUGUAGUUGAUUCAGUUUUGUAGAUAAUGAUCUAGUCAUUCUAAUAAAUUAAUUAUCUUAUAUCAAUAAAUUUACUUGUUUAAAAUAAUAUUUAAGUAGUUGCAAAUGAUAAUUGCAUAUUGCCUGGAGAGGGAUCAAUUUCAUUUAAGUACGAGUAGAAUUGAAAGUGCAUUUCCACGAUAUAUAGUUUCAUUUGAGCGACGCUCUCGGGCUCAAAACAAUAAUUCCUAUUCCUUGAAUAAAGAUAUAAUCCAGACUGAAGUUCAGUUAAAAUAUUUCUAUAUCAAUUUAAUUAUUAAUUGUCUUCCAAUAGUUCGUUAACGGAUUAUA
Molecule: messenger RNA, 1300 nt
Organism: Zerene cesonia (dogface butterfly)
Lineage: Eukaryota; Metazoa; Arthropoda; Insecta; Lepidoptera; Pieridae
Gene: dcma
Exons: 5
Coding region: 116-781 (221 amino acids)
Biological process (GO): G protein-coupled receptor signaling pathway
Cellular component (GO): neuron projection
Source: RefSeq, a predicted model, not a curated record